Molecule: messenger RNA, 859 nt
Organism: Monosiga brevicollis MX1
Lineage: Eukaryota; Choanoflagellata; Craspedida; Salpingoecidae
Exons: 2
Coding region: 99-698 (199 amino acids)
Biological process (GO): cilium assembly
Molecular function (GO): protein binding
Source: RefSeq, a predicted model, not a curated record
GCUCGACGGGCCUCCAGACUGCCAACCCUUGCUGACCCUGAACUCACUCGCUCGCUCGCUCGCUCGCUACCUCGCGAUUUACCAUUAAACGUCCAAUCAUGGCGCAAGCAAAGGGUAUGAGUGACGACGCCAUCCUCGAUGCCAUCUUCGACCCAGAGAUGCCGCAGCUGCCCGGCGCGCAGCCACCCAAGGACAACACGGCGACUGCGGAUCAGGAGCAGGACCCCGUCAGCGAGGCCGAACUUGAGCUGCGCCAGCUGGAGACGGAGGCAGCCAAGCUGGCCGAAGGCGGUCAACUGGACGAGGCCCUGCAAAAGUUUGAACUUGUCCUGGCCAAGGACCCCAAGCGUGCUAGUGCCUACAACAACCGCGCCCAGCUAUAUCAGAUGAAGCAUGACACCGAGGCAGCUUGGAAAGAUUUGGACAUGGCCAUCAAUCACUGCCCCCUCCCCCGCGAAGUGGCCAGCCAAGCCUAUGCGCAACGCGGCGUUCUGAAUCGCGUGCGCGGGAACGACGACGCCGCUCGCGCUGAUUUUGAAAAGGCAGCCGGGUUUGGCAACCAGUGGGCCCGCCGCAUGGCCGUCAAACUUAACCCCUACGCCGCCCUCUGCAACCAGAUGCUGACGCAGGCCAUGAAGGAGCUGCGUGGCGAGGCCCCGGCCUCGGCCUGCACACCGGCCCAGAAUCAGUCCCAGUAGGCCAAACCGGUCUAAACGCUCUUGUCAAACUCAUGCUCGACGGCCGCUUCGUCGGCCCUGACGUCUCGAGGCGUGGAACGAGCGUGUGCAGCGCACACGUCUCUGUGGGAUUUGAGCUUGGUCUCUCGAGAGCCCGCAGACACCCUCGUUCCGCUUCCCCC